Molecule: messenger RNA, 1218 nt
Organism: Coniophora puteana RWD-64-598 SS2
Lineage: Eukaryota; Fungi; Basidiomycota; Agaricomycetes; Boletales; Coniophoraceae
Exons: 7
Coding region: 1-1158 (385 amino acids)
Biological process (GO): endonucleolytic cleavage in ITS1 to separate SSU-rRNA from 5.8S rRNA and LSU-rRNA from tricistronic rRNA transcript (SSU-rRNA, 5.8S rRNA, LSU-rRNA); tRNA 5'-leader removal; tRNA 3'-end processing
Cellular component (GO): multimeric ribonuclease P complex; ribonuclease MRP complex
Molecular function (GO): ribonuclease MRP activity; ribonuclease P activity
Source: RefSeq, a predicted model, not a curated record
AUGGACGAACGCACCCGCAUCAUGGUCACCUCGGGCUUCCUCCCCUCCGACAAACCCAAGACGCACGCCCUCUCGCGCCCCUUCAUCCGCCAGCUCGACGUCGUGCUCGUCUCCCCUGCACCGCCGCCCCGCGAUCUCGCCGAGGCGACGGCGACGUACCACAAAGGGCAGUUCACGCUCGCCGAGAUCUUCGAGUACGCGUGCUCCGUCGGUAACGCGGAUUGGAACCUAACCGCGGCACCAAAUACAACCGCCUGCGACGACACAUGGUGCAUCGACCCGCGCGGCGUGCUCACCCUCUGCGUCUCCAAAGCGCUGUACGAGCGCCUCGGCCUCGCCGGGCGCAGGAUGCCGUUCAAGGGCUGCCCGGAGCAGUACGUCAUCGCCAUCCCCGUGUACCAGCACACGCAGACCGCAGGCAACCGCGCGCGGCAGAAGCGCGCGCUGGAGAUGUGGGACGACGAGCGGGCGGCGAGCGGGGUGGAGCUUUGGGAGGUGCUGUACCAUGUUCAGGGAGAAGCCCCACCACCUUUCCAAGAGAUCGAAACUAUCAUCGUGAAGCCGAAAGCUACCCAGGCCAGCGAUGUACACGUCCCCUCCCCGGAAACACUGAAGCUCUCCCUCUCGGACAAAAAGUCUCAUAAGACCGAGGCCGAGGAAGACUGGGAAGACUCCAUAUGCGAGCUCAACGAAUGGCUCGGGAUGGCGUGUCUCGGCGCACACAGGCUGAAAGGCAACGACCGCGUCGACCCCUACGUCGCCGUAUACUCGCCCCCGCCCUCAUCACACACAGGCUCCUACCACCACCUCUCAUGGACCGGCCUUCUCAGCGCCGCAUUCGUACAGACCGUCAUCGACGCCGUCACCACCCACGCAGCAUCGCACCGCGCGAUCGCCGGCAUCAUCACGCACGGAUACACCCAGUCCCCAAUCGGCCACCUCUCGCCUUCCUCCGUGACAGGCGUCAUUGCCAGCCCAGAAAAGAGCAUCAACAACAAUAACGCCUCGUUGCGCGUGCCCAGAUCCGCCGGUGAAGAUACGUCAUGCCUGCUCCUCGUCCCCGCACAGCAGAUUCAGAACGAGGGCAUGGAUGACAACAGCGCCGGAACGUGGGUCCUCACAGAGAGCGUCGGGCAGUGGGACAAACGCUGGGGAUGACCUGGACCGAUGAUCGAAUCGACGAGGCAAAAAGAGCGAAAGCAAGGUUGCAUUCAUGAU